CUCUUACAGACACAGGAUUUAAACAUUAUGCUCCAGAAUUACGCAGACCAAAAGGAGAUUAUAAGGAUUACAAUUCUGAUUGGAGCCCCAACGAUACAGUAAGACGGCUGCAGAGAGGCAAGGUGUGUUCCUUGGAAAGGUUCCAUUCCUUGCAGGACAAAUUAUUGCUGCUGGAUGAAGCUGUUGCGUUGCAUGAUGGGAAUGUUAUUACAGCUAUACUCAUUUUUCUGAAAAGAACCUUAAGGAAAGAGAUCCUGUUCAGAGAGCUGGAGAUGCGGCAAGUUGCUUUGCGCCAUUUAAUACAUUUUCUCAAGGAGGCUGGAGACCAAAAACUUCUCCUAGACCUGUUGAGAUUCCUGGGCAGGACUGAAGAAGUUGCCCUGACCCAAUACCGUGAACAUUUGACUAUCUCGGAUGCUGAGAAAAGAAGGGAGUUUCUGAAAAGUUGCAUUGGGUUGCCCUUUUCAUCAGAGGAUGCUGCUCAUGUUCAGGAUCAUUAUACACUCUUGGAGAGACAGAUUAUCAUUGAGGCAAAUGACAAACAUUUAGAAUCAUCUGGGCAGACGGAAAUCUUUCGAAAACACCCUAGAAAAGCUUCCAUUCUAAACAUGCCAUUAGUCACCACGCUUUUCUAUUCCUGCUUCUACCAUUACACAGAAACUGAG
Thamnophis sirtalis is the source of this 665-nucleotide messenger RNA. NCBI's taxonomy places the organism in Eukaryota, Metazoa, Chordata, Lepidosauria, Squamata, Natricidae. The record is from RefSeq and is a predicted model, not a curated record.